CUCUCGUUCUUCCUUCUCUCCUUUCCGUCCCUUUUUCCCUUAAAAUUGUCUGGUUUCUGGGUUACCAGACCUGACAGACUUACAAACUGACACUGUUUCUCAAGAGCUAAGGUCCCACGGACCGCUCUGACAACCAACGAUGAUUUGACCGUUAUGACCAUGACAAGAACAUGUUGACAUUCUAUACAGACAGUGACAAGCAUAAAUGUGGAAGCUCAUACGCUGACGAGAAAAAUGAUGGUGAAACAAAACUAAAAAACGAGAGCCUGUGAGCUUACACAACGAAACGUCCUCGCAUAGAAGCCUAUUGCACAUGAAUGUGUGAGAGAGAUGGAUGUAUGAAAAUAAUUUCUGUAGUUAUUCGGUAUUACCGUUACCCGUGAAAAGUGCAAAAAACUGUAACAGUUCACUUACUAUUGGAUACACACACUCAGGUAGGUACGUAUGAUAACGUUCUAGGAAGUCUAUUGAAAUGUGCAUCUAUGUCGUUUAUUCCACUACAACUUACUGAAGUCAUGCAGGCCCAAUUUUGAGCGAAGUAACUUAUUGUGUAAGAUCGUAGGGCUGGCAGAAAUGAAGUACUUUUUGGAAGACAAAAUGUAGGACAUUGGAUGGCAUUCAUGUAAAUUUUCAAGAGCUGCGUACCUAGGUGGAGUGGACGGCCGGCUUAUUGGUUCAGGCAGCUUGGUAAGAGCUAUAAUAUGAAAAAGACAUACAGAAGAAUAAUGGGCAAAUCAUCGUGCAGUGUAAUUAGUCUUAUUGUUCCUCUUUCAUCAAGAUAAGUCAGUUCUGGCAGCCAUAGGAUCUCGGACGAUAUUGAAAUGUGAUAUAUGCAUAGAUGUUUCUGCCCCGCUUUUUAAUAAGAAAUAGGCAG
This is a messenger RNA of Acanthoscelides obtectus, 874 nucleotides long. Lineage: Eukaryota; Metazoa; Arthropoda; Insecta; Coleoptera; Chrysomelidae. The record is from the annotation of a GenBank genome assembly.